AUGCCUCUUGAAUCAGUCUUCAAGCUGCCGGCAUACAUAUGGGCAUCCCUCAUAUUUGCAAUUCCUCUUGUCGCCCUCCUUCACGAUGUCUGGGUCUGGUUCCGCAUGCCCCCAGGACCUACACCCAUUCCAUUUCUCGGCAACAAACAUCAACUACCAAAGUCCAAACCCUGGAUACAGUUCCAAGAGUGGUCAAAAACAUACGGGCCCAUUUUCACAAUAUGGAUUGGACGGAAGCCCACGAUCGUCAUAUCCGACCCCAUCAUCGCGGUCGACUUGAUGGAAAAGCGCAGCACAAAAUACUCCUCGCGACCGCGCAUGGUGGCCAUGGGCGAAAUCCUGUGGGAUGGAGCGAGUAUUCUAGUCCAACCGUAUGGCAAGGAGUGGAGUACGAGGAGAAAACUACUACAUCAGGCUUUGACACCCAAAGCACUGAGAUUGUACAAGCCAGUCCAAACUGCCGAGGCAUCGAGGCUGUGUAGCCAACUUCUCGAGACGCCGGCGAACUGGGAGAAGCUUUUGGAGCGCUUCACGUCCAGUAUAGUUUUCUCGGUCGCGUAUGGACAUCGCAUUGAUUCGCUGAAUGCGGAUGUCAUCUAUCAGAGGUUCAAGUUCAUGCAUGUUGCAGCGUCACUGAAUGUACCGGGGAAAUACCAGGUCGAGUCUUUCCCAAUCUUGAAGCACGUACCAGACGUACUUGCGCCAUGGAAAGCGAAGAUCAAGGCGCAAGGAAGAGAAGAAGCUGCAGCGAACAUGGCACUUGUGGAUGUCGUGCGCAACGACAUGGCGCGAGCAAAGACGCGAGGCGAAGAUAUACCAGACUCGCUCUGCAAACUCCUUCUGGAAAUGAAAGAGACGGAACACAUACCGCUAUCCGACCGCGACUUCUCCUACAUUCCCGCCUCACUGUUCGGCGCCGGAUCCGACACCACCGCCUCGACGCUGUGUACAGCUUUCCUAGCUCUCGUCACGCACCCCGAAACACUACAGGCUGCUCACUCCGAACUCGACGCCGUAGUCGGCACAAAUCGCUCGCCCACCUUCGACGAUGAGAAAGACCUACCAUACCUCCGCGCUCUUGUCAAAGAAGUCCUACGCUGGCGCCCUGUCGCUGUGCUAGGAGGCACACCGCACGCAUCCACCGAAGACGAUUACUACGAAGGUUACUACAUUCCAGCCGGAACCACCGUGCUCGGGAACUCCUGGGCCAUCAAUUUGAACGAGGAAUACUACCCGAAUCCACAUCUCUUCGACCCAAUGCGCUUCCUCGAUUCCGCCUUGAGUGAGAAAUUGAAAGCCCCGACGGGGUUGACAGGUAAAGCGCAUCCAGCCAAAACAGGUCAUUCAUCAUUCGGCUGGGGGCGGCGGAUUUGUCCUGGUGCAGGACUCGCGGAGAAUAGCUUAAUCAUUGCGCUUGCGAAGAUUCUUUGGACUUUUGAUAUUUUGCCGGUGAAGGGUGUAAAAUACGACACUUUUGCGUACACUGAAGGCUUCAAUAUUCGACCGAAGAGUUUCAGAUGUGAGAUCAGGAUUCGGAGUGAAGUGCAUCGGAAAGUGUUGGAGGAAGAUUUCAAGAGUGCGGAGGGUGUUUUGGAGCGAUUCACGCCUUUUGGAGAGUAG
This is a messenger RNA of Parastagonospora nodorum SN15, 1620 nucleotides long. RefSeq lists its product as hypothetical. Gene Ontology annotation, molecular function: oxidoreductase activity, acting on paired donors, with incorporation or reduction of molecular oxygen; heme binding; iron ion binding. The record is from RefSeq and is a predicted model, not a curated record. The transcript has a single exon. Lineage: Eukaryota; Fungi; Ascomycota; Dothideomycetes; Pleosporales; Phaeosphaeriaceae. The coding region runs from base 1 to 1620 and encodes 539 amino acids.